Messenger RNA from Fukomys damarensis (Damara mole-rat), 3540 nucleotides. It is a transcript of the gene Jph2, whose product is annotated as junctophilin 2. Bases 495 to 1865 code for a protein of 456 amino acids. The record is from RefSeq and is a predicted model, not a curated record. Gene Ontology annotation, cellular component: plasma membrane; junctional membrane complex; sarcoplasmic reticulum. NCBI's taxonomy places the organism in Eukaryota, Metazoa, Chordata, Mammalia, Rodentia, Bathyergidae. The transcript has 8 exons.
GCAGCGGCUGGGAGAUCACAGCCUGCACACCCACUGGGGUGGAGGAGCAGGGGGCCAGUGCUGCCUUCAGGAACUCUGCCUGGGCUGGGACUGCCAUUGGGGGACGGCCCCUCUUUGAUACUGGGACCCCUUCACCAACACUCUUCACUAUGCUUCUUAAAGGGAUCAGAGCAUUUUCCCUCGGAUUCCAUGCAAGCCAGACUGGGGACGUUUUGUGGGGACUUUGAGUCUUUCCUGCCUGCUUCCUUCGCCAGGGGCAGCCUUCCUCUGGCUGACUGAUGGGGCUCCCUCAGAGGCAUGGCUCUGACCAGCACCCCCAGUGCUGACCUGGCUCCUGGGCUCUUGCUGCCUCUGCUAGCCUCUUGCUUCCCCCCUCCGGGGGCAGGGUGGUGAGUCUGGGACGCAGACCUGAGGGUGCCUGGAGAUUGUCCGUUUUCCCCAACAGCCCGGCACCCAAGCUGGAGGACGGGGAGGUUGUUGGGGGUGAGGAUGAGAUGAGCGGGGGCCGCUUUGACUUUGAUGAUGGUGGGGCAUACUGUGGGGGCUGGGAAGGGGGGAAGGCCCACGGGCAUGGCCUGUGCACCGGCCCCAAGGGCCAGGGCGAAUACUCGGGCUCCUGGAACUUUGGCUUUGAAGUGGCGGGCGUCUACACCUGGCCCAGCGGAAACACCUUCGAGGGAUACUGGAGCCAGGGCAAACGCCAUGGGCUGGGCAUAGAGACCAAGGGGCGCUGGCUGUACAAGGGGGAGUGGACGCAUGGCUUCAAGGGACGCUAUGGAACCCGGCAGAGCUCCAGCAGCGGUGCCAAGUACGAGGGAACUUGGAACAAUGGUCUGCAGGACGGCUAUGGCACUGAGACCUACGCAGACGGAGGGACGUACCAAGGCCAGUUCACCAACGGCAUGCGCCACGGCUACGGGGUGCGCCAGAGCGUGCCCUACGGCAUAGCCGUGGUGGUCCUGGGCGAGGGCGCCGAGGGCGCUGACGAGGCCGCACCCUUUGAGGCGGACAUCGACGCCACCACUACCGAAACCUACAUGGGCGAGUGGAAGAACGACAAGCGCUCGGGCUUCGGCGUGAGCGAGCGCUCCAGCGGCCUCCGCUACGAGGGCGAGUGGCUGGAUAACCUGCGCCACGGCUACGGUUGCACCACGCUGCCUGACGGCCACCGUGAGGAGGGCAAGUAUCGCCACAACGUGCUGGUCAAGGCCACCAAGCGCCGCGUGUUGCCGCUGAAGAGCAGCAAGGUCCGCCAGAAGGUGGAGCACAGCGUGGAGGGUGCCCAGCGCGCUGCGGCCAUAGCGCGCCAGAAGGCCGAGAUUGCUGCCUCCAGGACAAGCCACGCGAAGGCCAAAGCUGAGGCAGCAGAGCAGGCUGCCCUGGCUGCCAACCAGGAGUCCAACAUUGCCCGCACUCUGGCCCGGGAGCUGGCCCCAGACUUCUACCAGCCAGGUCCGGAAUAUCAGAAGCGCCGGCUCCUCCAGGAGAUCCUGGAGAACUCGGAGAGCCUGCUGGAGCCCCCCACUCGGGGCGCGGGCGCCGCGGGCCCCCGGUCCGCGCCCCCGUCCCCGGCCACUGCCUCAGCACAGGCCUCAACGGCCGGAAACCCGGAGCCCGCACCCCAGACCCCUGCCAAGCUGGAGCCCAAACCUAUCGUCCCCAAAGCCGAGCCCAAGGCGAAGGCCCGCAAGACGGAGGCCCGAGGGCUGAGCAAGGCGGGGGCCAAGAAGAAGGCUCGCAAGGAUGCAGCGCUGGCGACGGAGGCGGAGGUGGAGGUGGAGGAGGUCCCCAACACUGUCCUCAUCUGCAUGGUGAUCCUGCUUAACAUCGGCCUGGCCAUCCUCUUCGUUCACCUCCUGACCUGACCCUCGUCUACCAGAGCCAGGAGUUCCGCCGAGGGUGUCAGGACUCAUCUUUUUGCAAUGCAAGGCAGGUGACCAAGGAGGACUGGACUCGACCUGCAGCCCCAGGCCCAGCUCACACCAUGCCACAGGCGUUUCAGGAGCCUCCUGUGGGCCCAGGCUGGGUGUCUGGGUGCCAGAGGAAUAGAAUAUCUGGGAACGCUGAAGGAGCACUCUGCCCAGGGACAAAGGAGGCCCUGAGGGAAGAGCCCUGGUCUCCUGAGUUUCCUGAUCUGCUGUCCCCCAUCCUCAUCCGCUUCCUUGCCUUGCCGCUCGUCACCCCCUCCCUGGGCUUUUGUGUGUUUUAGGAGAUGUCACCUAAGCAGGAUGUUAAUGCUGAAUCCCUCCCUUUUCCUUCCACCUUGCUCUCACUUUAAUUUAAUCCUCCGCCCCGGUGGACUGAGGCCACCCAGGAAGCUGAGAGGUUGCUGAAAUGUCUCAGACAAUGCAGCCUUACCCAGCACACACUGCCCCAGGCUUACAGAUGCUCUGGAUGACGCGGAGAUGAACAAACUCGGUGGAAUACGCCCGCGUGCAGUGCUCUGCUCCCAUAGCACAGGGAGAUGUACCUGUCAAGCUUUGGAGCCUUUUACUAGGAAGCCACUGAGCAGGGGACAGAGCUAGGCUGGGAAGAAGGGUAGGGUGCUCUUGUGCUGGCCCCUGUUUUUGCUUGUGUAUGAGCCUGUGGCUGGGAGUAAGUUUAGGGCUGUCUGCUCGGGUUGCUGUGUAGGAGCCCUGGGGCCAGCGAGCUACAGCAGCUGUGAUGCCCUGUGAAUUGGUUUGUUCCCUCCCUGACCAGGGCCAGUGUGGACUCAGGGGAGCAUGGCACGGAAGCUCUAGCAGUGAGGCUGACUCUCAGGCAGGUGCUGAAGAAGAACAUUUCCCAGGAAUAGAGGAGCAGGUCUGAGCUCCAGCCGAGUGCGGUCUGUGCAGUAACAAGCCCCUUUCAGUUUGGCAGAAGGUGACACUUGCGUGUACCUCACUUAAAGGUGUUUAUACCACACUGAGCCUCUGGCCCUUGGGCCUCUAGGAGUGGCGUAAGGGCUGAGAGCUUGAAGCUCCUGCCCCCAGGAGCAUGGAAGAAAAGAGCUUCCGGGCCCCUCCAGGCCUAGGGAAGCAUGUGGCAAGGGGAGCAGAGGUGGAGGGAGUGGCUGCUCUUCCAUUUGUCUCUGUGAACCUCAGGGGCUGGGGCAUGAGGGCCAGGUCCCCCCAGGACAACUCAGGGCCUGAGUGUCUGGGGUCAGCUUUUCCUUUCACCCCUUAGUCCACAGGAACCUUCCCCUGCAGCUCACAGUUGCUGUUUCCAGCCCUGCUGGGAACUCGUGGCUUGGCUGGAACCCUGUUCAGCCAUUCUGCAGAGAGGAGGCUGCAGGCGCUCCCAUCGCAGCCAGCCACGGGCACACAGGGCUCUGAACCUGUAUUUGGGCUUUGCUGGACUCCUGGGGAACGAGGUGGGCGGGCGGGGACUGCUCAGGGCUGAUAGGCUGCAGGCCUGAGUUCUGAGGUUAUUGUUCUUGUUUCCUGGGCCUGGUCCAGUGUUGGGGACCAGCCUGUGGCUACCAGAGCUGCUGGAACUAAUUUGGGGCUGGUGUUGGGGUGCGGGUUCAGGAUGCUGAGUCUGUGCAAUAAUAAACCUACG